Messenger RNA from Psylliodes chrysocephalus, 3466 nucleotides. NCBI's taxonomy places the organism in Eukaryota, Metazoa, Arthropoda, Insecta, Coleoptera, Chrysomelidae. The record is from the annotation of a GenBank genome assembly.
CUUAUCAAGAAAUUUCAUGACAGGAAGUUGUGAAUGUGAAAUAAAUAACAAAUAUAAUAAAAUAGGGCAUUGACGAAUUAAUAAAAUGAAUAAUAACAUUGGUUUUAAUAAUAAAGCUUGGGGUAGAUCUAAUAAUUCUCCAAAUAUAAUUAAUCAAAACUCGAUGCAGCCCCAACUGAUGAACCAAAGCGGUCUAGGAAACAUGGGUACGGGAAUGGUGCAAUUUCCUGGAAACCAACAACAAGCGGUAUUUCAAAAUAUGGGUUUGCAACAACAAAACCUGGGCAUAGGCCUGCAACAAAUGGCGAGCAAUGCAAUGAAUGCGGCGGCAACGCUCAGCUCGCAAAUUGCCAAUAACCCAAUUUUCCAACAAGUGACCUAUCCAAAUACUAGGGGUUUGAAUCCGACCGCAUUUCAGACAAAACAGAAAGUAUUAACUGGAAAAGUGACUCAAAUGCAUGAUAAUUUCGGUUUGGUUGAUGAAGAAGUCAUGUUUCAACUGAACGUCUGUGUUAAAGGUUCGCAUCCUAUUGUAGGUGAUAGAGUGCUAGUGGAAGCUCAAUAUACUCCGAAUAUGCCUUUCAAAUGGAACGCUACACGUAUCCAGGUUCUUUCGGGCAACCAAACUGGGCAUACUGGGGGACAAUCAAAGAGGUAUGGUAACAGUUACAGCGCUGUGCCCCCACCUUCCGAUAGGGGUAGGAAAGGUGGCAGAAGGGAUAGAUCCAGAGAUAGAGACAGAGAUGAUGAUGAAAUUGAUAGGAAAAGGAGAAGGGAAGAAAGGAUGAGAGAACGUGAGAAAGAAGAAAAAAAAUCACCUAUUAGCAAACGGAAUAAAUCUAGGUCCAGGUCACCUAAGAGUAAUAGGAGGCGAGCUAGGGUGAUUCCUAGAUAUAUGGUGCAAGUUCCCAAAAUCGAUUUGGAUUUGGAAAAAGGUGACGUCUUAGAACUAAAACGUAGAUACAAAAACAUGUACAUUCCAUCCGACUUUUUCUACACUUUCAUAAAAUGGGUGGAAUCCUUCCCAGCCAGUAAACCCUUUUCCAUCGGCAAGCCGUGUUCGUUCCACGUAAUGAACAAAGACAUCGAUUCCGUUGUCGAAAACGUCGUUAUAGAGCCAACCGAUUCGGACUACCUCUUCUCUGCUAAAGUCAUGCUGAUGAGCACUCCCGGCUUGGAGGAAAUGUACCAGAAAUGCUGUUCUUUAGCCGAAGACAACCAUUCUGAUGACAGGGACUUCAUUCAUCCUACGAGAUUGAUUAAUUUCUUGGUUGGGUUGAGAGGAAAGAAUGAAACCAUGGCUAUAGGUGGCGCUUGGAGUCCUACCUUGGAUGGCGAAAAUCCGGACAAGGAUCCCGCCGUGUUGAUUAGGACGGCGAUCAGGACUUGCAAGAAUCUUACCGGGAUCGAUUUGUCUAACUGUACACAAUGGUACCGUUUCUUGGAACUGUAUUACCGUCGCAGUGAGUCGACGCACAAGGGCAAGAUCAUCCCUGCUCGAGUGGAGACCGUCGUGCUGUUUCUACCUGACGUGUGGAGUUGCUUGCCGACGAGGUUGGAGUGGGACGGACAACAUGCCGCCUACAGGAAGCAGUUGGAGAGGAUUUUGAAUCAAUGUGAAGCUGUCGAAACUGGAGACGAUGCCGCUGCCGCUUCUUCGCCGGCUGAUGAAAAGGAAGAAGAACCGAUCGCCGUAAAAAUAGAUCCGACGCAUUAUUCGCAAUUGGAUCCCAAGAACAUGGUGGUUAACGAUUUGAGAAACGAGUUGAAGGCUAGGAAUGUCAGUGAUAGGGGAUUGAAAUCGCAGUUGGUGGCUAGGUUACAAAAGGCUUUAAAGGCGGAGGCCGAGGCUGAUAAGAGCGACGAUAAGGAGAAGCCGACAAAGGAUGCGGAUACCAGCGAUAUGGACACUUCCACGCAAGAAGUUAAGAAGGAGCCUGAAGAAAAGAAGUUGGAUGAAAAGGAAAAAGCUUUACUGGAAAAACGCCAUACCCUACCAGAAACCCCCCACAUAAUAGUCCACCCGUCCAAAACGGCGAAAUCCGGCAAAUUCGACUGCACCACGAUGUCCUUAUCGCUGCUUCUCGACUACAGACCCGAAGACUCCAAAGAACACUCGUUCGAGGUGUCCCUGUUCGCGGAACUGUUCAACGAAAUGUUGAGUCGAGAUUUCGGCUUUAACAUUUUCAAAGCGCUACACCACCUGCCAGAGAAAAAGGAGGAAAAGAAGGAGAAGAAAGAUAAGGAGGACGAUAAGAAAGACGCGAAGAAGGACGAGAGCGAUAAAACCGAAGAAAAGGACGCCGAGGCUAAGGAAAAGAUGGAAACUGACGAGAACGGCGAAGCCGUUGCCGCUACAGCCGAUAAAAAAGAAGAGACUGGCGAGGAGAAGAAAGACGAAGAGAAGAAGUCUGAUAAAGAAAAGAAAAACGGAAAAGACGAUAGCAAGAAAGAAAGCGGCGACGAAAGUGAAGAGAGCGAGAAAAAGAGGAAGGAACGUGAACGCAAAAAGAAGGAAAAGGUCAAAUUGUACACCAAAGAUCGCCAUCUACUGCUUUCCUUCGUAUAUUUCGAUCAGACCCAGUGCGGUUACAUCUUCGACAAGGACAUGGAGGAUCUGUUGUACACUUUGGGACUGAAAAUGUCUAGGGCUCAAGUGAAGAAGCUUAUCAGUAAAGUUAUCGUGAGGGACUCCUUGCAUUAUAGAAAAUUAACCGAUAAGCCCAAAGAAGAAGAACCGGAUACAACAGAAGAGCCCAUCCAAGAGAUCAAUUUGGAUGAAAUUUCUCAAGGAAAUAGGAAAUUGUUGCCGGUAUUUGGCAGUUCCGAUACGCCCACCAAAUCCAGCAGAAAUCAAAGGAGUUCCGAAGCGCCUACUACCGACGGUUUCGUCAAAUUCAGAGGAUCCAUUGUCGACGUGGGUAAGCUGAUGUCCCAAUUGGAUCGCAGCGAGAAAACCAGACUGGAAACGGAAGCUCGCAUGGUGGAUUUGAAGACUGAGAAUCAAAAACUGUCUGAGAAGUAUCAGAAAUCCAGUUCGACGAUAAAACAUUUGAAUUCCGAUUUGAGAGAGUACAAGGACAAGCUGAGGAGUUCUGAAGACGUUCUCGGCAAAAUAAGUGCUCACUCUAAAUUGUUCCAACAAACGCUGAUCGACAUCAAGGACAAGAUCGAGCCUGUGUUGAAGAGUACCUCGUACAAGGACGAGGUGAAGAAGGAGCGAGAGGAAAAGGAUAGGGAUAAGAAGCAGGACGACGGCAAGUCUAGAUGGGAAAAGGACAAGGAGCACACACACGUAAAGAAAGAGGAAAGUAGCAUCGAUGCGGUUGUCGUGAAGAAGGAAGAUUGAGAUGUUUGUGGUGUUGUGUUCCUCGUUUUUUUUUUGUUUUAUAUAUUGAUAAUGUUAGGUUUAGAAUUUAUUCUAAGUUUGUGGGUUAAGAAAAAAUACAUAUAGCCUGUGAAAAAA